Phymastichus coffea is the source of this 27887-nucleotide messenger RNA. It is a transcript of the gene bent, whose product is annotated as twitchin. The transcript has 76 exons. The record is from RefSeq and is a predicted model, not a curated record. Gene Ontology annotation, molecular function: ATP binding; protein binding; protein kinase activity. Bases 150 to 27395 code for a protein of 9081 amino acids. Gene Ontology annotation, biological process: protein phosphorylation. NCBI's taxonomy places the organism in Eukaryota, Metazoa, Arthropoda, Insecta, Hymenoptera, Eulophidae.
UGAUGAGAGACGGCGUGCAGCCGUAGAUCCAGGCCAGGGAAGCCAGUCGCUAGAGCCUCGCGGGACGAGCCGAUCGCGGUCGCAAUAAUCGCGGCCUCGACGAUAAAGAAGACGGUCGGAGCCUUUAGUGGUCGGAGGCCCUCCCGACGAUGGGGGUGGCGGACGACUUCGCGCCGAGCUUCACGCAGAAGCCGCAGCUGCGCCAGGAGGACGAGGGCAACCGGCUGAUCUUCGAGUGCCAGCUGGUGUCGUCGCCCAAGCCCGAGAUCACCUGGUUUCGCGGCGAGACGCAGCUGGCCGAGGACGAGCGCACCAACUUUAAGAUACAGAGCAUCGCCGCCAACAAGUUCCUCGUGGUGCUCGAGCUCGACGAUGUCAUCGAGACCGACGCCGGCCUCUACAAGGUCAAGGCUAAGAACAAGAUGGGCGAGGUCGCCGCGUCGAUCAACCUCAACUUCAGCCCUGUGGAUGAGCCUAGAGAGAAACAAAUCGACGGCAUCGCACCGACUUUUGCGAAGAAGCCAUCGAUCAGGCAGGAGGACGACGGCAAGCGGCUGGUGUUCGAGUGCCGCAUAACCGCCGAUCCGAUGCCCAAGGUAUCAUGGUUUCACGACGGCGAUCUGGUGGCAGACUCCGGCAGACACAAGCUGAAAAUCGACAAAGACGGCCACUCGUACUUCGCCAGCUUGGAGAUCCAGAACGUGACGGUCGAGGAUGCAGGCAAAUACAAGGUCACGGCGAAGAACGAGCUCGGCGAGUCCAACGCCACGAUAUCCUUAAAUUUCGACAGCGACGAAGCCCCGGUGCCCGACGACGGCAUCAAGCCGACAUUCACGGAGCGACCAGUCAUCAGGCAAUCGGACGACGGCAACACUAUUACCUUCGAGUGCCGACUCGUCGGCGAUCCUAAACCCAGUGUCAAGUGGUAUCACGGCGCUGAGGAAUUGAACGAGAGCGGAAAGUAUCAGAUGUCAAUGGAGCUCGAUCAGAAGCUCUACUAUUUGGUGCGACUUCAAAUAGCCAAGGUGGCGAAGAUCGACAGUGGAGAAUACAAGGCUAUCGCGCGUAAUAAACACGGUCAAGGCGUUGCCACGAUCAACCUUAACUUCGAGGGUGGCGAUAGGCUUAAAAUACCCGACGGCAAACCACCACGUUUCCCGAAGAAACCAACGAUACGCCAGGAAGGCGACGUGCUGAUAAUGGAGUGCAUCUUGGAGGCGAAUCCAGUGCCCGACAUCACCUGGUACCAGGGCGCCAAGGCCAUUAACGACAGCUCGCGCAUCAAAAUGUCGCGCAAAUCCACCGGCAAGGAUACUUACCUGCUCACUCUAGAGAUCAUGAAUCCGAGCAAGGCCGACGGCGGCCACUACAGAUGCAAUGCAUUUAACACCUUCGGCGAGAGUAACGCCAACAUCUCGCUUAACUUCCAAGAGGACCCGGCGGGCUUCGCGCCCUCGUUCAUCGAGAAGCCCCGCAUCAUACCCAACGAGAGCGGCACGCUCAUCACCAUGAAGUGCAAGUGCCGCGCCAAGCCCAAGCCGGAGAUCAGCUGGUUCCGCGGCAGCAAUGCCAUCGGCGAGUCGGCCAAGAUCAGCCUCAAGUGCGUUGACGUGCAGGAGGACAUUUACGAGCUAAGCUUGGAACUCAAGGAUCCAUCGGGUCCGGACGGCGGCGCGUACCGCUGCCACGUGAAGAACGAGUUCGGCGAAAGCAACGCCAACUUGAACUUGAACAUCGAAGCCGAGCCCGAGCAAGAGGGCGACGGGCCGACGUUCGUGGAGAAGCCGCGCAUUCAGUCUCACGACAACGGCAAAGUGGUCGUCAUGGACUGCAAGGUCAAAGCCAAGCCCAAGCCCAACAUCGUUUGGAUGCACGCUGGUCAAAUCGUCAAGGAAUCGUCCAAAAUCUCGCUCAGCGUUGUCGAGGAAGCCAACGAUGUCUAUUACAUAAAGCUCGUACUCAAUGAUCCCGGCGCGGAUGAUUCUGGAUUGUACAAGUGCAAUAUCAAGAAUAAUCUCGGCGAGCUCAACGCCAAUCUCACGCUCAAUGUGGAGAUUAUCCCCGUGAUCAAAGAGAAGCCAAAGGUCAUCAAGAUCGUGAAGAAGAAGACGGUGAUGAUCGAGUGCACUGUGCUGUCCAAAUUCGCUCCGGACUGCACCUGGUUCAAGGAGACUCGAGCUGUCGCCGAGGACGAGCGUCACAAGCUCCACGUGGAGAAGAUCAAGGAAGGCGAGUUCGCCGUUAAGCUGGAGAUCGAGCAGAUAUCGAAGGCUGACAGAGGCAAAUACAAGCUGGUGGCGAGGAACGAGAAGGGCGAGGCUACCUCGCAGGUCGUGGAAAUUCAGGAACUGCCCGAGGAACCCGAUCCACCGAGACUCGCUUCGGGACUCAAAUCUAUUACUGUCGAAGAAGGAAAAACCGCCGAAUUCUACGCGGUCCUGGUCAAGUCUGACACGAAGGUCACGGUCACGUGGUACAAGGACACGACGGUCAUCAAGUCGUCGGAAACUUACAGCACCAGUUUCGACGGCAAGGAGGCUAGGUUACUCAUCAGUAAGACUACUCAGGAAUCGUCUGGUAGUUACAAGAUCGUUGUUACCACUGAGCAUGGAAAGGACGAGUCUUCCGCUGUAUUGACUGUUGAGAAGAAAGAGAAAAAGAAGAAGAAGGACGAGGAGGAAAAAGAAGAAGAAAAGGUAGAAAAAAAGAAGAAGGAAGAAGAAAAGAUAGAGAAGAAGAAAAAGGAAGAAGAAAAGAAAAAGAAAGAGGAAGAAGUCGUGAAGAAGAAAACGGAAGAGCAGAAAACGAUCGAGGAAGAGAAAAUCAAAGUCGAGAAGAAAAAGGAGGAGGAGAAAAUUAUCGAACAAAAAAAAAUCGAGGAACGUAAGAAGAUCGAAGAAGAGAAGAAGAUCAAGGAGGAAUCCAAACCGAACGGUAUCGACAAGCCUCCUUCCAAAAAGAACAAGGACAAGGAAGAUAUCAUCAACAAUGUCGAAGAAGUUCAAGAGAAGAGAAAGUCCAUCAAAAAGAAGGAACCAGCCUCGCCACGAGAUUCGACCCCCGAGAAAAAAGUCGCGAGUCGCAAACAAUCUGUCAGCCGCGUGGAAGAACUCAAGUCAGAAAGCAGACGAAGCUCUGUGAGCAGGACCGAAGAAGCGAUACACGAGGACGGUGCUGUCACUCCUCAGAGACGAGUUUCUAUCCAAUCAUCGAUGUCCGAAGAAGAGAGUGUGACAGAGAGCAGGAGAUCGUCUAUAACCAGUCAGAAGGAGGAAAUUAUUUCGAGAAAAUCAUCGAGAUUGUCCGUCAAAGACACUGAAAAGGACUCGAUUUCGGCAGAUAGGCGUGAUUCCGUGAAAAGGAGCCCCGUUAAGCGAGAUUCUAUUAUCAAAAAAGAGGAGAAACAGGUUCCCGAAGACGAGUCUGACACUGAAACAAUCACCACCAGUAGGCGAUCAUCUAAAUCAGAGUCUAUCAGACAUGACUCUGUUAAAACAGACAAGAAAACUACUGUUGAAGACAAAAAUGGCACAGAUACACACGACUCUGUCAAACGAAGUUCCGUCAAAAGAGACUCGGUUAAACGAGACUCUAUUAAAACAGACGAGUUCCUACAAUUACAGAAACAUAUUACCCCAGAUGAGAAAGACGAACCAGUUAAGAAAAGUUCCGUUAAAAGGGAUUCGAUUAGUAAGAAAGAUGAGAAAAUUAUCCCUGAAGACAAAGCAGAACCCACUAAAAAGAGUCCUGUUAAAAAAGAACCGGUCACCAAAAAAGACGAGAAACUUACUCUUGAAACCAAGGACGAACCGGUUAGGAAAGGCUCUCUUAAAAAAGAUACGAUUACUAAAAAAGAUGAGAAAAUUAUUGUUGAAGAAAAAGAUGAGCAUCUUCAAAAAGAUUCGAUUAAGAGAGAUUCUAUUAAGAGGGACUCAAUAAAAAAAGAUGAAUCUAAGACUACCGCGAAAGAUAAACCAGUCAUCAAACCAGUCCAAGAUAAACCAGAGGAAAAACUAUCCAUCACACCAAAAUCACCUGGCAAACCAAACGAUUCUAAGCUGAAGCCCCAAGAAUCUGACAGCAGGCGAUCGAGUCUGAAAGUCAAGACUAACGACGAGAGGAAGGCAUCCAUAGAUAAAGUGGAGCUCAAGCCCACGGAUAGCCCUCGAUCCAGCUUGAAAUGGCGUAGACCAGAGAAAUUGGAGGCGAAAGUUGUCGAGAAUUUCGCAGACCUUAAGAACCUACUCAAACCCGUCCAAAAAGCUGGAAAAGAGCCCCAGACAGCCGAGAACGGCAUCUUGGGCAGUGUCGAGUUAAAGAAAACGGAUAAGCCGGAGAAGAUGGACGCGAAGAAGAUGAAGGCGAAGAAGGCCGACAAGGAGAAGAGCUACGACUUGCCGGAGAUCCCCGAUUACGAGCGCCCGGUGCUGGAGAAGUUCGAGAAGCCGGAAUUCAGCGAGUACCAGCCGCGCGACAAGACCAAGCUCGACCGGCCGCAGUCUCAGAAAUUCGAAUCCAAGCCGAAGGUACCGGAAAUCAAGGCACCCGAGCCCUACCAGAAGGCGGACAAAGCCGAGGCGCCCAAGAUCGAGGUCAGCAAGGACGUAUCGCCGUUUGGGAGCAGACGCAGCUCGAUCGUGCCUGGAAGUGGACCUGGCAGCCGACGUGGUUCGCUCAUACCGCCCGAGGAGCCUGGACGAAGGCCUAGCCUUAUUAUCAGCGACGAGGAACAUAGAAAGCUGCGCCCCGGCGAGGUGAUUGACGACAGGAAGAGAUACGGGAGACCCGGCCAACUCGAGGACGACAAGAGACGGCGUCCGAGUACGGACGCGCGAAGACAAAGCGUGGCGGAUCUCGAAAACCUCGCCGCUCAACCCAGCACUGCACUCAGAGAUGUCGGCGAUCCAGGACCUCCACUCUGCGAUAUGGCGCCGAAAGUAUCCUUCGUACAAGGUACAACAGUCGUGCUGCAAGCUUGGGUGGAAGGUACACCUGCGCCCACCUUCAAGUGGUACAAGGGUAUGAGCGAGCUCUUCGAGAGUAACAGGCACAAGUUCACCACCGAUGGAGCCUCCAAUUCCGUCCUUUUGACAAUACUGAAAGCUAAGCCAGAUGAUGAGGAAACGUACAAGAUCGUCGUCACCAAUGAGCAUGGCUCGGAUGAGACCCAAACGAGACUUUUCGUCACUCCUCCAGGCGUGACGGACUUCCGUGUUCAAUUGCAAACUCGCCAAUAUGUGCCAUGGGGCAAAAAACAGUCGAAACUAACGGAAGUCAAGCUCAAGGAAGCAGAAAAGCCAAAGCCAGCGCUCAAGAAAGUCGAAAGGAAACCAGAGUCGUUCUUGAAACCUAUGAUCGAUCAGUAUGCAAAGGAAGGCAAAGACAAAAAAGUUGUAUUCCAAUGCAACUUUUCGAAACCAAAGUGCAAGCCAAGGUGGUAUUUCAGGAAAGAUGAACUCUUCUCAACGAAAAAAUAUGAAUUUAAAAACGAGGAAGAUUCUUACGAACUCAUCAUUUACAACCCAAAGGUGGAAGAUACGGGCAAAUAUACGAUCGAUAUAAAUGGAAUCUCUUGCACAGCUUUCCUCACUGUCGAUGAACCCGAUCCGGUAUAUCACUUUAUCAAACCGCUUAACCAACAAACAAGUGGCUUUGACAGGCAUGAGGUCGUAUUGGAGUGUGUGGUCAAUAAUAGUCUGGCAGUAGUUACUUGGUAUAGAGGACCGAAACAAAAAUUAGAGGAUGGUGAUUACUACCAAAUUUCAAAAGAUAUGUCUGGUACCUGUCGACUAACUAUUAGAAAAGCGAAAAUUGCGGAUAGUGGCGAAUAUUAUUGUCAAAUUAAAAAACAACCCGACAAAACCGAAACUACCCUUUCAAUUAUAGAAUAUCCAUACAAAUUCGUCAAAGUACUAAAACAUACAACUGCUACGGAGAAGGAAACAAUAACUUUAUCUUGCGAGCUUGACGAUGAAGAAGGUGAUGUCAAAUGGUUCAAAGGGGAUCAAGAAAUCAUUCCUGACAAACGAGUUCAAAUCAAAGUUGACGGUCGUAAGAGGAAACUCAUUAUUAAAGAUGCCAAAGUUACCGAUGCUGGCAUGUAUUCUUGUGUCAGUAACGCUGACAAAACCGAAGCUGAACUCAUUGUCAAUUAUGCCAACCGUUUCAAUAAGAAACUAAAGGACACUGUUGCAAUCGAACGUGAAAAAGUUGUACUUGAAGUAGAGCUGCAAGACACAACAGCUCCAGCUAACUGGUUCUUUAAUGGUAAACCUAUUGAGCCAAGCGAACGUGUUGAGAUCAAGAAUCUUGGUGGUGGCAAACAUCAAUUGGUAUUUAAUCGUGCUGAAAUGACCGAUGACGGCGAAAUCACUUGCGAGAGUGGUGAACUGAAGAGCUCUUGUAUGCUUUCGGUGAAGAAGGGUGAAAGCAAACCGAUCGCUGAAAUUCCUGAUACUAUUGAAGGACCAUGCAGUGCACCUAUUGUUUUCACUAUUCCUUACAAGAUCGAAGGAACAAAACAAUCGCAAGUAGAAGCUAAGCUUUUGAAAGAUGGAAAGCCAUUACCAUUAAAGGAUGUUGAAAUUGUCGUCGGUGAAGACAAAAUAACUUACAAAAUUAAGAAACCAUCACACGAUCAAAGUGGCACUUAUCAAAUAAAAAUUAGCAAUGCACAAGGAGAUGAGGUUAAAGACGUCUUUGUCAACAUGCAAGACGUUCCGUCGCCUCCACUCGAUGUUGAGGUCACUGACGUGUUUGCAACAAGUUGCAUUGUCAAAUUCAAGCCCAGCAAAGAUGAUGGUGGCUCACCUAUUCUUAAGUACGUUGUUGAACGUCUUGAUAUGAGCUUGAAGGCACAAUGGGAUAGUGUGGGUGAGGUAAUGCCUGGUGAAAAGACAGUCUAUAAAGUGGAGGAUCUUGUUACGAAGAAACAGUACAAAUUCCGUAUUCGUGCUGUCAACAAAAUAGGAUCGAGCGAACCGGCAAUGUUUGCUAAUCCAGUUUUAGCUAAGGAUCCUUGGGACGAGCCGGGAAAACCAGGAAAUUUAGAAGUUGUCGAUUGGGAUGUCGACCAUGCCGAUCUUACAUGGACAAAGCCUGAAAGCGAUGGCGGUGCACCAAUCACGGGUUACAUCAUUGAAUACAAAGAAAAGUUUGGUAAAGAAUGGGUUAAAGGCAAGGAGAUUGAAGGUGAUGUCACUAAAGGAACAAUCGAUGGCCUGAAAGAAGGCCAGCAGUACGAAUUCCGAAUUCGGGCUGUCAACAAGGCUGGUCCUGGUGAGCCAUCCGAUGCUACAAAGCCAAUUAUUGCUAAGAGUCGAUUUGUUAAGCCUUUCAUUAUCGGGGAUGGAUUGAAAAACUUGGUUAUUAAAAAGGGACAAGUUAUAAAGUACGAUAUCAAGUACGGUGGUGAACCAGAGCCUGAAGUCAAAUGGUUCUUGGGAGAAAAAGAAUUGGUUCAAGAUUCUGCUGAGAGAUUAACGAUCGAUAGAUACGAAAGAAAUACAGUAUUAACAGUAAGAAAAACUACAAGACCAGAUUCCGGAAAAUAUAAAUUGGUUCUGACAAACAGCUCGGGAACAAUUGAAAGUGUAGCUGAUGUUGUCGUUCUUGAUAAACCAUCUAAACCAAUAGGUCCGCUAGAAACAGUAGAAGUUCGAUCAGAUCAUAUCACUGUUAAAUGGAAGAAACCAAAGGAUGAUGGUGGUACCGAUAUUACUGGAUAUACACUUGAGAAGAUGGAUAUGGAUACUGGCAGAUGGAUACCUGCUGGUGAAGUUGGUCCAGGUGAACCACAUGAAUUCAAGUUUACAGGAUUGACGCCUAAGAAGAAAUACAAGUUCCGUGUCAAGGCACAAAAUAAGGAGGGUGAAUCUGAACCUCUUGAGACUGAUGAGGCUAUUUUGGCUAAAAAUCCUUAUGACGAGCCUGGCAAACCAGGAAAACCAGAGAUUAUCGAUUAUGACAACAUGAGCGUCAGUCUGAAGUGGGCUAAACCUGACAACGAUGGUGGUCGUCCAAUCACUCACUACACUGUUGAAAUGAAAGAUAAAUUCUCAGCAGAUUGGGUUGAAGUGGCUAAAACAGAUGAUGACAGGGCGGAAUGCAAAGUCGAAGGUCUCAAAGAAAAAAUGGUAUAUCAAUUCAGAGUCAGAGCACAUAAUAAGGCUGGUCCAGGUCAACCUAGUGAACCUACUGAUAAUCAUCUCUGCAAACACAAGAAUCUCAAACCAAGAAUCGAUCGUGAGACAUUUAAAUCGAUCACGAUCAAGGCAGGCAGAACGCACAAAUGGUCGGUUGAUGUUAUUGGAGAGCCACCUCCCGAAUGUAAAUGGGUUUGGAGAGAUAAUUUACCGCUUCAAAAUUCCGAGCGUAUUAAAAUUGAAAACGUUGAAUAUCAUACCGAAUUUACUUUGAUUAAUGCUAUAAGAAAAGAUACAGGAAAAUACACACUUAUUGCGGAAAACGCUAGUGGCAGAGAUAGCGAAACUGUUGAAUUAAUCGUACUUGGCAAACCCGAAGCACCAAAGGGACCACUAGUAGUAUCAGAUGUCACUAAAACAAGUGCUAAAGUCAAGUGGGAGAAGCCAGAAGACGACGGCGGCUGCCCGAUCAAAGAGUACGAAAUCGAAAAGAUGGAUACAAAGACUGGCAAGUGGGUACGUGUUGGCAAGGUACCAGCAGACGGAAAGUGCGAGUUCGAUGUCCCAGGAUUGAAUCCUGGUAGUGAAUACAAAUUCAGAGUUACGGCUAUUAACGACGAAGGCGAUUCUGAACCGCUUGAAAGUGAACGGGGAGUAAUUGCUAAAAAUCCAUUUGACGAACCCCUUAAACCUGGUACUCCAGAGAUUACUGAUUACGAUAAUGAAUCUGUUAGCAUCAAAUGGACUCCUCCAGAAUAUGAUGGAGGUGCUCCAAUUGAGAAGUACAUCAUUGAAAAAAAAGACAAAUUAAAGCCCGAAUGGGAGAAGGCUAUUGAAGUUCCUGGAAACGUUUUGGAAGCUAAAGUUCCUGGCUUAAAGGAAAAAGGAGAAUAUCAGUUCAGAGUUAUUGCUGUUAAUAAGGCUGGUCCUUCACCUCCAUCAGAUGCAUCAAAGAUGCAAAUUUGCAAACACAAAUCUCUUAAACCAAGAAUUGACAGAACUAAUCUCAAACCAAUCAUUGUCAGAGCUGGUAAACCCAUAAAAUAUGAUGUUGAUGUGCGAGGUGAACCACCUCCAGAAACUACAUGGUACCACAAAGGUACUGAGGUUAAAUCAGGAGGUAACAUUGAAAUCGUCAACGUUGAAUACAACACAAAGAUUAGCAUCGUUGAUAGCACAAGAGCCAAUACUGGUGUUUGGAAAAUUAAGGCUGUGAAUGCUCACGGAGAAGACGAAGCUGAGGUAGAAGUUACUGUUUUAUCGGCACCGUCGAAACCUAAAGGACCAUUAAAAGUUUCCGAUGUUACUAAGAGUGGUUGUAAAUUGAAAUGGGAGAAGCCCGAGGAUGAUGGUGGCAAACCAAUCACUGGCUACCAAGUCGAGAAAUUAGAUAAAUCUACCGGUCGUUGGGUACCGGUAGGACGUACCAAUGAUACAGAAAUGGAUGUCAAAGGAUUGCAAGAAGGUCACGAUUACGAAUUUAGAGUUAAGGCUAUUAAUGAAGAAGGAGAAUCUGAGCCUCUUGUUACUGACAGAUCCAUCACUGCUAAAAAUCCAUUCGAUCUUCCCGGCAAACCAGGGAUACCUGACUUCGAAGAUUGGGAUGUUGAUCGGGUUGACCUUAAAUGGGAAGCACCAAAAGACGAUGGUGGUGCUCCUAUUACUGGAUAUAUAAUCGAAAAGAAAGAAAAGCUCACGAGUCACUGGGAAGAAGCAGUUACGACGACAGGUUCUCAACCAAGAGGUCGCGUUACUGGUCUCAAGAAAGGUUCUACUUAUCAAUUUAGAGUUCGAGCUGUUAAUAAGGCUGGUCCUGGUGAACCUGGAGAGCCAACAAAACCACAUGUAGCUAAAGCACGAUUCCUUAAGCCACACAUCAAUCGUGAGAAGCUAAAGACUGUAAAAGUAAGAGCAGGUCAACUAGUGAAAUUAGAUGUAGAUGUUGAAGGUGAACCUCCUCCAACCAUUACCUGGAGCAAAGGUAUUAAGCCACUCACUACGAGUACUAACGUUAAAAUCGACAAUGAAGAUUACAACACCAAAGUUCAAUUGUCGAACACUACUCGUGAAGAUACUGGCAAAUACACAAUUAAGGCUGUGAAUGAUUCAGGAUCUGAUGAAGCUGAGGUAGAAAUAAUUAUACUUGAUAAGCCAGGUAAACCUGAAGGUCCUCUUGAAGUUACCGAUGUUCAUAAAGAAGGAUGCAAACUUAAAUGGAAGAAACCUAAAGAUGAUGGUGGCCUUCCUUUAUCAAGUUACAUAAUUGAAAAAAUGGAUGUUACCAGUGGACGAUGGGUACCUGCUGGAAUUGCUGACCCCGAGAAAACAGAACAAACUAUUGUUGGUCUUGAACCAGGAAAAAAAUAUGAGUUCCGUGUAAAGGCUGUCAAUGAAGAAGGAGAAUCAGAGCCAUUGCAAACCGAUACGGCUAUUCUUGCUAAGAAUCCAUAUGAUACACCUGCGGCGCCUGGACUACCAGAAAUUGUCGACUGGUCUGAAAAUAUGGUCAAACUUAAGUGGGAGCCACCGAUCAGAGAUGGUGGCGCUCCAAUUACUGGUUACAUUAUUGAGAUGAAAGAUAAAUUUGGAACCAGCUUUGUUAAAGCUGCUGAAGUUGAAGGUCCGGUUUGCACUGGAGUAGUACCUAAAUUGGAAGAAGGUAAUCAGUAUCAAUUUAGAGUAAGAGCAGUCAAUAAAGCAGGUCCUGGUGAACCUAGCGAAGCUACCAACCCACAUACUGCCAAAGCUCGUUGGCUUAAGCCGUACAUCGAUAGAACGAAUUUGCAACAAUCUACCAUAAAAGUUGGCCUCACGCUAUCGCUGGAUGUCAACAUUAUUGGUGAACCAGCUCCUACAGUCACAUGGUCCUUCAAAGGAAAAGAACUAUCAACCGAUAAUGAAAUACGAAUUGACAAUGUUGACUAUAACACUAAAUUCUUAAUUUUGAAAUGUAAAAGAGCACAUACAGGCAGAUACACAAUUAAGGCUAAAAAUGAAGUAGGUGAAGAUAUUGCAGAAUUCGAUCUUUUAGUAUUAGGUAAACCAAGCAAGCCUAACGGACCUCUUGAGGUAACCGAUGUUAACAAGCAUGGUUGUAAACUCAAGUGGAAGAAACCUGAUGAUGAUGGAGGCGCUCCAGUUGAAUACUAUGAAAUUGAAAAACUGGACCCUCUAUCGGGACAGUGGGUUCCUUGUGGAAGAUCGACGGAACCAGAAGCAAAUAUUACUGGUUUGUUAGAAGGUAAACCUUAUAAAUUCAGAGUUAAAGCUGUUAACAAGGAAGGCGACUCCGAGGAACUAGAAGCCGAUAAGUCUAUCAUUGCUAAAAAUCCAUUCGAUGAGCCAGGAAAACCAAGUCGUCCCCAACUUACAGACUGGGACAAAGACUUUGUAGACCUUACAUGGAAUCCACCUACAGAUGAUGGCGGUGCUCCUAUUGAGCAAUACAUUGUACAAAUGCGCGAUAAAGAAAGUAGACAAUGGGUUGAUGCAGCUAAAGUACCAGGAAGUCAAACUAACGCUAAAGUUACUAAUGGUAUAGAGGAAGGACAUGAAUACGAAUUUAGAAUUGUUGCUGUAAAUAAGGCUGGACCAGGAGAACCGAGCGAUGUAUCAAAGAGUGUUGUAGCAAAACCACGUAACCUUGCUCCACGCAUCGAUCGCACUAAUUUACAGAAAAAGACUAUGCGCGUUGGUCAAAUAUUGCGAAUGGAGGCUAAAAUCACUGGUGAGCCAGCACCAACAGUGGUUUGGAAGCUCAAGGGAGUUAUUUUAAAGACACAAGAUCGUCUAAAGAUCGAAAAUGAAGAUUAUCAUACAAGUUUCACUUUAACUAAACUAGAACGUGCCGACAGUGGCACUUACACUGUAAUAGCCACUAAUGAUAGUGGUACAGAUGAAGUCGAAAUUGAACUUUCUGUUGUCGGUAAGCCAGCUAAACCAAAGGGUCCACUGCAGGUAUCUGAUGUAACAUCUGAAGGUUGCAAACUCAAAUGGGACAAACCCGACGAUGAUGGUGGUGAACCAAUUGAUCAUUACGUCAUUGAACGUAUGGAUGUUGAUAUGGGACGAUGGGUUCCAUGUGGCGUAAGUAAAGUGCCAGAGGCUGAUGUAGCUGGAUUAAAUGAAGGAAAAGACUAUCAAUUCAGAGUAAAAGCCGUUAAUAGCGAAGGAGAAUCUGAACCUCUUGAAACAACCAUACCAACAACUGCCAAAAAUCCUUACACUGAGCCUGAUGCUCCAGGUAAGCCUGAAAUCAAGGAUUGGGAUAAGAAUCAUGCUAAACUUAAAUGGACUGCGCCUAAGAAUGACGGAGGAGCGCCAAUUGAAAAAUACAUUAUUGAAAAGAAAGAUCAAUAUGGCAAAUGGCAGAAGGCUGGUGAAUCUCCAGGCUUGAGGACUGAGGCAAGAAUUGGUGAUUUAGUAGAAGGACAAAAGUAUCAGUUCCGUAUUAAAGCGGUCAAUAAAGGUGGUCCUAGUAAACCUAGUGAACCUAGUGAUACCAUGGUCGCCAAAGACAGAUAUGCUGCACCCAAAAUCGAUCGCAGUAAUCUUAAAGAUAUUACAGUCAAAGCUGGUAAUCAUAUACGAUUGGAUGUUAAGGUUUCUGGUGAACCUCCUCCAACGAAAACAUGGUCACUCAACAAAAAGAAACAAGAAAGUAACCAGAAUGGUGUUAUUAUCGAAGAAGAAGAUUACAGAACCAAAUUCUCUAUUGGCUUUGCAACUAGAGCUCAUACCGGCGUUUUGCAACUUAAAGCAGAAAAUGAAUCUGGCACUGACGAUGCUACAAUUACAAUAACCGUAUUAGAUAAACCAGGAAAACCAGAAGGACCAUUGAAAGUCGAUAAUGUACAUAAAGAAGGUUGUAGCUUGAAGUGGAAUCCGCCAUUAGAUGAUGGUGGUGUGCCAAUUGAUCAUUACAUAGUUGAAAAAAUGGACACCAUCAACGGCAGAUGGAUUCCGGUUGGUCGCACAUUAGAACCAAAGCUUGAUGUGGAAAAUCUAGUACCAGGACAAGAAUAUAAGUUCCGAGUUGCUGCUGUUAAUGCUGAAGGUGAAUCAGAACCAUUGGUUACUGAAACCGCUAUUGUCGCUAAGAAUCCAUUUGAUGAGCCUGGACCACCUGGUAGACCAGAUGCCGUUGAUUGGGACAAGGAUCAUGUAGAUCUGAAAUGGACACCGCCAAUGAAUGAUGGCGGGUCACCAGUUACUGGAUACGUAAUUGAAAAACGCGAAAAAGGCAGUCCUCGAUGGAUUAAGGCCGUCGAGACUGUAGGACCUGAUUGCAAAGGUAGGGUAGAUAAUCUAGAUGAAGGCCAAGAAUAUGAAUUUAGGGUCCGUGCUAUUAAUGAAGCUGGACCUGGUGAACCAUCUGAAGUUAGCAAACCUGUUACUGCCAAAUGCAGAAGGUUACCACCAAAGAUCGACAGAAAGAAUCUUAGAGACAUUACAAUUCAUGAAGGGGAGCCACUCAAGUUUGAUGUUAAAGUAUUUGGAGAACCGCCACCAGACGUAUCAUGGUCAUUCAAUGGCAAAGUUAUUCACCAAACAACAUACCGCCGCAUCGAAAAUGUGCCUAACAAUACUAAGUUCUUCAAUGACAGACCAGAACGUAAAGAUACUGGCAUAUACAAAAUUAGUGCUAGUAAUCAAUAUGGCUCUGAUACUGCCGAAGUCGAAGUUACUGUCGUUUCUAAGCCUGAUAAACCAGAAGGACCUCUUGAAGUUAGUAAUAUCCACAAAGAUGGCUGCACACUGAAGUGGAAAAAACCAAAGGAUGACGGAGGUGAACCCAUUGAUGGAUACAUCGUCGAAAAGUUUGAUGUUGAAACUGGAGUAUGGCUACCAAUUGGUAGGUCACCUGUUCCUGAAAUGAAAGUUGAAGGUUUAACACCUGGCCAUGAAUAUAAAUUCCGCGUAAAAGCUUUGAAUAAAGAAGGAGAAUCAGAACCACUUGAAACAAUUGGCUCAAUCAUCGCUAAAGAUCCCUUCACUAUUCCUUCGCCACCUGGUGCACCUGAGUUCGUUGACUGGACCGCCAAUCAAGUUGACCUCAAAUGGAGCGAGCCAGUUAGCGAUGGAGGUACUCCCAUUACUGGUUACAUCAUUGAAAAGAAAGACAAGUACAGUACGAUGUGGGAAAAGACUAUGGAAAGAGAUCUGCCAGUAUGUUCAGCGCUUAUUACUGGACUUAUUGAGGGUAAUGAAUAUCAGUUUCGUGUCAUAGCUGUUAACAAGGCUGGUCAGUCAGAACCUGGUGAUUCUAGUAGAACAUUUAUUGCUAAACCAAGAUUCUUGGCUCCAAAGAUAGAUCGCCGUACUUUGCGUGAUAUCACGCUCUCAGCAGGAUCAACGCUCAAAUAUGACGUCAACGUUAUUGGAGAACCUCAUCCAACUAUGAAUUGGCGUUUCGGUGCAAUGCCACUCACUCCAAGCAGAACUGUUAACAUUGAUAACUCAGAGUACACGAGUAAACUUACAGUUCGUCCAGUAAAGCGUGAUGACAGUGGCGAUUAUACGAUUAUUGCCACAAACUCAUGUGGCAAAGACCAAGCAACUGUCAAGGUUACCGUUACUGAUAAACCAUCACCACCUGAAGGACCUCUUGCAGUUACAGAUGUUCAUAAAGAAGGAUGCAAACUCAAGUGGAAACGACCUCUCGAUGAUGGUGGUAUUCCUAUUGAAUAUUAUCAAAUCGACAAGAUGGAUCCAGAAACUGGAUGUUGGGUUCCAUGUGGUCGUGCUCUUGAACCAGGCUUCGAUGUUACUGGAUUGAUACCGGGCAAAGAAUAUAAAUUCCGUGUAUCAGCUGUCAACCCUGAAGGUGAAUCAGAACCACUUGUGGCUGAACAGACAAUCAUUGCAAAGAAUCCUUUCGACGAACCUGGUAAGCCAACUGAUCUUGAAGCAACUGACUGGGACAAGGAUCAUAUUGAUCUUAAGUGGAAUCCACCAAUGAACGAUGGUGGUGCUCCAAUUACAAGCUAUGUUGUCGAAAAGAAGGACAAAUACGGUGAAUGGGAAAAAGCUCUUGAAAUUCCAGCGUAUGGACCAAGCGAUACACCUGUCAGGGCCACUGUUGGUGAUUUAGUUGAAGGACAACCGUACGAAUUCCGCGUACGUGCUAUUAACAAAGCUGGUCCUAGUGAACCAUCUAAUCAGACGCCAAUUAUUUAUGCUAAACCUCGUAACAUGGCACCUAAGAUUGACAGAACAAACUUAGUCGACAUCAAGAUCAAGGCUGGUCAAAACUUUGACUUUGAUGUUAAAGUUAGUGGAGAACCUGCUCCAAGGACCAGAUGGCUUCUCGAUAAUAGAGAUGUUAAAACAGGCGAUCGUGUUAAAAUCAAGGACGUUGAUUAUAACACUAAACUAAAUGUUCGAAUGGCAACAAGAGCAGAAUCAGGCAAAUACCAAUUAAUUGCCGAGAAUAUCAACGGCAAAGACGUAGCUUAUGUAAAAGUCACAGUCUUGGACAAACCAGGAACACCCGAGGGACCACUCAAAGUAUCCGACGUUACUGCAGAGGGCUGCAAACUUUCAUGGAAACCACCAGAAGAUGACGGUGGGACACCAAUUGAGAAGUAUGUUGUUGAAAAGCUUGAUGAAGCAACUGGACGAUGGGUACCAGCUGGUGAGACUGAUGGCCCAGAGACAUCUGUAGCUAUCGAAGGACUGUUGCCAAAUCAUAAGUACAAAUUCAGAGUACGAGCAGUUAAUAAACAAGGAAAGGGCGAGCCUCUUGCUACUGCUACGAGCAUUGAAGCGAAGAAUCCAUUCGAUGCGCCUGACAAACCAGGUACACCAAACAUCAAAGAUUACGACACCGAUUUUGUGGAACUGGAAUGGACCAGGCCACCAAUCGAUGGCGGUUCACCAAUCACAGGUUACAUAAUUGAAAAACGUGAUAAGUACAGCCCAACUUGGGAAAAAUGCGCCGAAGUUGAAGGUGACGUUACCAGCGGUAAAGUCAAAGAUCUUAUUGAGGGUACACCUUACGAGUUCCGUGUGCGUGCUGUUAACAAGGCAGGACCUGGCGAGCCAUCUGAUGCGACUAAACCACACAUCGCACGACCGAAGAAUCUUCCACCAAAGAUUGACAGAAAAUACAUGCUGGAUGUUAAAAUAAAAGCCGGUGGUUUCUUCGACUUUGAUGUACCUGUUACUGGUGAACCUCCUCCAAAGAAGGAAUGGUCACUUAAGGGUAACGUGAUCAUUUCGGAUGAUCGUAUCAAAAUUGUAAACGAGGACUAUAACACACGUGUCCGCGUUCUCGAGGCACUUCGUUCCGAUUCUGGCGAAUACAUGUUGACCGCACGAAACACAAAUGGCAAAGAUAGUGCCACCUUACGAGUUAUCGUUCUUGAUGUGCCUUCUGCUCCUGAAGGUCCAUUGAAGAUUAGUGAUAUACAUAAGAAUGGCUGUAAACUCACCUGGAGGCCACCUAAAGAUGACGGUGGUUCUGAAAUUCUUUACUAUACUGUCGAAAAGAUGGAUGCUGAGAGUAUGCGCUGGGUGCCUCUUUGUGAAUCUCAAGGUACUAGCAUUGAAAUCGAUCAUCUGAUCGAGGGACACCAAUAUAGUUUCCGUAUCAGAGCGGUGAACAAACAGGGAGAAUCGCCACCAUUGAAUGGUCUUGAAAGUAUCUUUGCAAAUGAUCCAUUCAACAAACCUGAAAAACCAGGGACUCCAUCCAUCACCGAUUGGGAUAAGAAUCGUGUGGAUCUUGAAUGGACAGCACCAAAGAGAGAUGGGGGUGCACCAAUUACUGGUUACAUUAUCGAAAAGAAACCUAAAUUUGGACAGUGGGAGAAGGCCCUUGAAAUUGAGGGUACUAAGACAAGUGCUAGAGUACCUGAUCUAACCGAGGGAGAGGAAUACGAGUUUCGCGUUAUUGCUGUGAACAAAGCUGGACCUGGUGAACCAUCAGAUGCUUCACAGUCGAUUGUUGCUAAAGCACGAUAUGUCAAACCGUCCUUCGACCCACAUUUGCUACAUGACAUUACUGUUCGUGCCGGUCAAAAGAUUAGCUAUGAAAUACCAAUCGAAGCCUCGCCUAAGCCUGUUGCGAAAUGGACUAUUAAUGAUGUGCCAGUUUACUCUGACGAUCGUCACGAGAUUUUCACUACGCAUACGAAUACUAAUUUCGAAAUUCCUUUCGCACAUCGUUCCGACAGCGGUAGAUACGUCUUGACCCUUGAAAAUGAUCUUGGAAAAUGCAGUGCUGGAGCAAACGUUGUUGUAAUCGACAAACCAUCACCUCCACGAAAGCCAUUCGAUAUCUCGAACAUCACAAAAGACAGUUGCCAUCUUUCGUGGCAUCCACCUGCAGAUAAUGGCGGUACGCCUAUUUUACAUUACAUCAUUGAAAAAAUGGAUGUAUCACGUGGUACUUGGACUGACGCUGGUAUGAGCAUGGUGACAUCUCAUGAAGUUGCCAGGCUAGUACACCGCAAGGAGUACUACUUCCGCGUCAAAGCUGUGAAUAGCGUAGGAGAGUCCGAGCCAUUGGAGACUGAAAAGAGUAUCAUUGCUAAGAAUGAAUUUGAUGAGCCUGAAGCACCAGGCAAACCAAGAAUUGUUGAUUGGGAUAAAGAUCAUGUUGAUAUUGACUGGCCCGCACCUGAAAGUGACGGUGGCUCGCCAAUUACUGGAUAUAUCGUUCAGAAAAAAGAAAAGGGUAGUCCAUACUGGACUAAUGCUGUACAUGUACCACCAAAUCAAACAAGUGCGACUAUACCUGAUUUAACUGAAGGACAAGAGUAUGAAUUCCGCGUGAUUGCGACAAAUGCUGCUGGACAGUCUGAGCCUUCGGAGCCUAGUGAUCUCGUCACUGCUAAACCGAGAUACUUGGCACCAAAGAUCAAGACACUAUUGGAAGAUAUGAAAGUGAAAGCUGGACAUAUUUUCCAUUUGGAUGUGGACUUUGUCGGUGAACCAAUUCCAGAAGUUAUCUGGAGUAAAAAUAGUAAAGAUGUAGACAUUAAUAAAAGAACAACCAUAUCAUCUAUUGGUUACCAUACGAUUUUGCACAUUGUUGAUGCUAAGAGAUCAGAUUCUGGCAACUACCACUUGUUGCUAAAAAACAGCAGUGGUACUGAUGAGGGAUCAUUCAAACUUACAGUUCUCGACAGACCAGGACCGCCAGAAGGACCGCUUGAAUAUGAAGAAAUCACUGGUCAAUCGGUUACUUUAUCAUGGAGGCCACCGAAAGAUAAUGGUGGUAGUGACCUUACAGGCUAUAUAAUUGAGAAGCGUGAUCUUACACACGGAGGAGGUUGGGUACCUGCCGUAUCACACGUUAGUCCUAAAUACACGCAUGCAACUGUACCUAGACUUGUAGAAGGUACAAGCUACGAGUUUAGAGUUUUCGCAGAGAAUCUGCAAGGUAAAUCCGAGCCACUUACUACCGACAGAUCAGUAAUUGCUAAGAAUAACUUUGUUGUACCUGGCCAACCUGGUAGACCAGAAUGUGUCGAUGCCGACAAAGAUCAUAUUAAGAUUGAAUGGACACCGCCAAUCAGUACUGGUGGCUCUCCCAUCUUAGGUUACGACGUUGAACGUCGUGAUCGUGCGACUGGACGAUGGAUCAAACUUAAUAAGGAGCCUGUCAAACCAAUCGAAUAUUACGAUGAUCAUGUUUCAGAAGGACAUCAGUACGAAUACCGCGUUACUGCAAUAAAUGCGGCCGGUGCUGGCAAACCAAGCGAGACUUCUCACGUUAUUAUUGCUAAACCAAUGAAAGAGAAACCUAAAUUAUAUUUGGAUGCUCUAAUUGGAAGAAGAAUCAAGGUUCGCGCUGGAGAACCGAUCAAUAUCGAUAUCCCAAUCUCUGGUGCACCGACACCUAAGAUCGAAUGGACUAAAAACACACUCAGAUUGGUUGAAACUCUACGGGUUACAAUGGAGACGAAGAGUGACCACACUCAAUUGCUCAUUGAUAAAUCAGUUCGUGAAGAUGCCGGAAAAUACAAUGUAUCUGCAACUAACGAUUAUGGCCGUGACUCAGCAGAUAUUGAAGUUAUUGUAGUUGAUAAACCUGGACCACCUGUAGGACCAAUUCAAUAUCCGGCUACAUCUCAAGACAGCAUUUCGCUCGAAUGGAACCCACCAUACGACAAUGGUGGUUCUGACGUCACCAAUUACAUCGUUGAAGUCGCUGACUUUGGUUCUGAAAAUUGGAGACAGUGCCCUGGCUAUUGCCCGACAAAUCACUUCAUUGCCAAGGGACUCACGGAAGGCAAGCGUUACGUGUUUCGCGUACGUGCCGAGACUAUUUAUGGUGUAUCUGAACCUCUUGAAGGUAAACCCGUGACUGCGAAAUGUCCAUUCGACCCACCAGAUGCGCCAAGCCAACCUGAAAUUCUUGGCUACACUCCCAACACUUGCACACUUGCCUGGAAUCCACCAACCAAUACUGGUGGCAAGCCUAUAACUGGGUACAUUGUAGAAAAACGCGAGCGUGGUAGUGAAUGGCAGAAGACAAAUACCUAUCCUACGCCAAACACUACAUUCACGGUUCAAGAUUUGCACGAAGGUGCGAGAUAUGAAUUCCGCGUUAUUGCUGUUAAUGAAGCUGGACCCGGACGACCAAGUAAGCCUACUGAACCUAUAACAGCUGGUCACCAAAGAACUGCUCCAAGUGCACCUGAACAGCCGAAACCUGAUCGUGUCACGAAAGACUCUGUUACCCUGUCGUGGCGUCCACCUCGUGAAGAUGGCGGAUCUAAGAUUCGUGGCUACAUUAUUCAAAUGAAGAAGGCACGCGGUGAUGAUGACUGGGACGAUGUCAAUGGUACUCCAGUACCUUCCACUACCUACACAGUUCCACAUCUUACUCUUGGUGAUGAAUACUUAUUCCGUGUGAUUGCUGUUAACGAUGUUGGUAGAAGUCCACCGAGUAGAGUUAGUAAUCCAAUUACAAUUGAAGAACAGCCUAAUAAGCCUAUUAUGGAUCUUGGUGGUGUUAGAGAUAUCACUGUGAGAGCUGGAGAAGAUUUCAGCAUUCAUGUACCGUACAUUGGAUUCCCAAGACCCAUUGCUACAUGGUAUGUCAAUGACGUAGUAACUGAUGAAGAUACCGACAAGCGUAUACAUCUUAAGCAAGCUGAUGACUUUGCCAGUCUUGUCGUUAAAAAUUCCAAGCGUUCCGAUGCAGGUCAAUACAGACUACAACUUCGUAACGCAUCUGGCUACGAUACUGCCACUGUCAAUGUGCGUGUACUUGACCGACCAUCACCACCACAGAACUUACGUGCUGAUGAAUUUGCCGGUGAUGCACUUACACUAUUCUGGAAUCCACCGAAAGAUAAUGGCGGUGCCGAAGUCACUAACUACGUUAUCGAAAAGAAAGAAUCUAAAGCGUAUGAAUGGAUCAAGGUGAGCGCAUGUACAACAUCAACUUUUGUACGAGUACGUAACUUAGCUGUAGGUACUUCAUACGACUUCCGUGUGAUGGCCGAGAAUCAAUACGGUACUUCGGAUCCAGCCAAGACUACUGAUCCUAUUAAAGCCAGGUAUCCAUUUGACGUUCCUGGUGCACCUGGUGAGCCUAAAGGUAUCGAUUCAAGUGAAGACAGUAUCACCAUUACUUGGACGAAACCAAGAUCUGAUGGUGGUUCGCCAAUUACUGGAUACGUUAUUGAGAAACGUCUUAUUAGCGAGGAGAAAUGGAUCAAGGCUACACAAGCUAUAAUUACUGACACGACCUACCGUGUGGCUGGCUUGAUUGAAAAUCACGAUUAUGAAUUCCGUGUUGCUGCUUUGAAUGCAGCCGGACAAGGUCCAUGGAGCGCAGGUUCAGACGCCAUCAAAGCAAGUGCACCUGCAAUUGCACCAAAGAUUACCAGCGAUCUUAGCAUUCGUGACAUGACAGUCAUUGCCGGAGAACCUUUCACCAUCACCGUGCCAUUCGUGGCUAGACCAAGACCAAGACCGGCAUGGUGUGUUAAUGGCGAAGAUAUCGUUACAGAUGAUAGAAUCAAGUUUGAAACCAAUGAUUAUGAAACGCAGUUCAUCAACAAGAAAGCUAAACGUACAGAUACUGGUAACUACACCAUCUAUCUUACAAAUACCGUGGGUACAGAUUCUGCUACAUGCAGAGUACUAGUGGUUGAUAGACCAUCACCUCCUCAAGGACCACUUGAUGUCACAGAUAUUACACCAGAAUCAUGCACAAUUUCAUGGAAACCACCAUUUGAUGACGGUGGCUCACCAGUUACCAACUAUAUUGUUGAGAAACUGGAGCCUAUUGGUAUUUGGACAAAGUUGAGCAGUUUUGCAAGACGCACGCAGUAUGACGUAUUUGGCUUAGAACCUAACAGGAAAUACAAUUUCCGCAUUAGGGCAGAAAAUCAAUACGGCAUUUCAGAGCCACUUACUGGAACAGACCCUAUCACUGCCAAAUUCCAAUUCAAUGUACCAGAUCCACCUGGCAGACCGAGAGUUUCAGACUGGGACUCAACAAGUAUUACUGUUGCUUGGGACAGACCUGUUUCUGACGGUGGCUCUCGUAUUCAAGGUUACAAAGUAGAAUUCAAAGAUCCAGCCGAUGGCACGUGGCGCGUAGCCAAUGAUUAUCUUGUUAAAGAACUUAACUAUAUCUGUUACAAUCUAUUAAGCGGUCAUGAAUACGAAUUCCGCAUUCGUGCUAAGAACGCCGCGGGUCUGAGCAAACCAAGCCAAACGUCAACACCAUUCAAACUCAAGAGUAAGUGCAUGGUACCAGAUCCACCACAGAACCCACGAGUCAUCAAGGUCGGCAAAAACUACGUCGAUCUCAGAUGGGAAGCACCAGCUGCAGAUGGUGGUAGUCGCAUUACUGGUUACAUGAUCGAGAAGCGCGAGAUUGGUAGUGCAAUUUGGAUGAAAUGCAAUGAUUACAAUAUUACAGACCUGGAAUAUACCGUUCUUCAUUUGAUCGAAAAAGGUGAUUACGAAUUCCGAGUGUUCGCAAUAAACGCAGCUGGAAGAUCAGAUCCAAGCUCAUGCACUGCUCCUGUAAAGAUCUGUGAAGUCGAGGGAGGUGAGAAACCCGAAUUCAUCAGAACGCUACCUUACUCACAAGGUGUUGCACUUGGUAAAACUCAUGUGUUCGAGUGCGAAGCGACUGGAAAACCUAUGCCGGUAUCAAGGUGGUUGAAGAAUGGUAGAGAACUAACAAUUGGUGGAAGAUUCAGAUUAGAAGCUUUCGAUGGUGUAUUCCGGUUAGUGAUCACAGAAGUUUAUGAUACCGACGAAGGUGAUUACACUUGCCAGGCGACAAAUGCCGUGGGUUAUGCCAGCACAACUGGCAGACUAAAGAUCGGUUCACCACCACGCAUUGACCGUAUGCCAGAUGAUCUGUUCUUACCAGAAGGUGAGAACUCUAAGAUCAAGAUUUAUUAUAGUGGUGAUCAACCAAUCAAGGUAUCCCUGUCGAAGAAUGGCAGAAGAUUACCCGAAUCAACAGAUCAUUUGAAAUACACCGUAUUCGAUGACUACAUCAUUAUCUUCAUCAAAGAAGUGGACAGAGAAACCGAUGCUGGAGCAUACGAAGUUCAUCUCGAAAAUGAAAGUGGCAGUAUCACUGGUGUAUUUAACGUUUACAUUACUGGACUACCAGGCCCACCACAAGGACCACUGGAUGUUUCGCAUAUUGAUAAACAUACUUGCUUGUUGAAUUGGCUUCCGCCCAAAUUCGAUGGUGGUCUCAAGAUCACGCACUAUGUUAUCGAACGACGUGAUAUUACGCAUACUCAAUGGAUUACAAUCUCUAUGUUUGGCUGCAAAGAUACACGUUAUUCCGUCCAAGGCUUGACAGAAGGUCAAGAAUAUUUAUUCAGAGUUAUGGCAGUCAAUGAAAAUGGUAUGGGACCACCAUUAGAAGGUACUAACCCAAUCAAAGCAAAGGCACAAUUCGACCCGCCAGGUCCACCUGGAAUACCAAAGAUCACACAAGUCGGUGGAGACUUUGUCAAUUUAGAAUGGGACAAACCAGAAAGCGAUGGUGGCGCAAGAAUCCAAGGUUAUUGGAUUGACAAACGCGAGGUCAAAGAACCCGAGAGCUGCUGGCAGCGUGUAAAUCCACAAAUCUGUCUUCCAAAUCAAAUCAAUGUAAGCAAUCUUAUCGAGGGCCGUCGCUACGAGUUCCGUGUAUUUGCUCAAAACGAAGCCGGUCUCAGUACAGAAUCCAAAGCCUCGACAUCCGUACAGAUACGCGAUCCACAAGCUGCCAAAGCACCUGAAAUUCUCAAACCUUUACCAAAGACACUUAACUGCGCUCAAAAUCACAAUGCACACUUCAAAUGUAUUAUCACUGGAGUACCAGCACCAACGGUAUCAUGGUUCAAAGGUGCGCGUGAAAUUGUCAAUGGAUCGAGAUAUAACAUCUACUCCGAAGGUGACUGUCACAAUCUCAUUGUGCACGACGUUUUCGGUGAAGAUGCUGAUGAGUACAUGUGCCGUGCAGUAAAUAAGGCCGGCGUGAAAUCAACCAAGAGCGAAUUAUUAAUUAUGACAGCACCUAAACUCAACGUACCUCCAAGAUUCCGUGAUACGGCCUUCUUCGACAAAGGCCUCAAUGUCGUUAUUAAGAUUCCGUUCACUGGGUUCCCUAAACCAAAACUCACCUGGGUCAGAGAAGGUGAGACCAUUGAAUCUGGCGAACACUAUGACAUCCAAGUUACUGAGCGUCAUGCAACCCUUACAAUUCGUGAUGCCAGCAAAGUUGAUUCUGGCCCAUACAGACUCACAGCUGAGAACGAACUCGGCACUGAUUCUGCCAUCAUCAAAAUCCAAAUCAGCGACAGGCCAGAUCCACCACGCUUCCCCAUCAUCGACAGCGUUGGUCACGAUUCACUUGCUCUUACAUGGAAACCACCAGUUUGGGAUGGUGGCAGCAACAUUACCAAUUACUUGGUCGAGAAACGCGAACAUCCGAUGUCAACCUGGAUUCGCGUUGGAAGUACACGUGUAUGUUCGAUUGCUGUACAUGGCUUGAGCCCUGGACAGCAAUACGACUUCCGCGUGUUUGCUGAGAAUGUAUAUGGAAGAUCUAACCCAAGCGAAGUUACUCCACUCGUUAUGACGAAAGGUGCAGCUAAGAAGAAACAUGAAGAACCUAAGCGCAAGACUGACAUUGAUCCAGUCACUGGCAAAAAGAUCAGAGGCACGAGUGACGAGAAGGUCUGGGAUUAUGAUCAAUUCGUAUCUGAUAUCUACGACAAAUACGUACCGCGACAGCCUGUUGAUAUUAAACGCAAUGUAUCUGUAUACGAUCGUUAUGAUAUUCUUGAGGAAAUUGGUACUGGUGCGUUUGGUGUUGUACAUCGUUGCCGUGAGCGUGCAACUGGUAAUAUUUUUGCUGCUAAAUUUAUUCCAUCCCAACAUCCAAUGGAGAAAGAACUUAUCAGGCGAGAAAUAGACAUCAUGAAUCAGCUACACCAUCCUAAACUCAUUAAUCUCCAUGAUGCAUUCGAGGAUGACGACGAAAUGGUUCUUAUAUUCGAAUUCUUGUCUGGUGGUGAAUUGUUUGAGCGUAUCACAGCCGAAGGCUACACAAUGUCCGAAUCCGAAGUGAUCAACUAUAUGAGGCAGAUAUGCGAAGCCAUUAAGCAUAUGCAUGAAAGAAACAUUAUUCACCUUGACGUCAAACCAGAAAACAUAAUGUGCCAAACACGCACGAGCACGAAUGUAAAACUGAUAGACUUUGGACUAGCCACUAAAUUAGACCCGAAUCAAGUAGUAAAGAUCAGCACUGGUACAGCCGAGUUUGCCGCGCCAGAGAUUGUUGAGAGAGAACCAGUUGGUUUCUAUACCGAUAUGUGGGCAUGCGGUGUACUCGCUUACGUCCUACUGAGCGGACUCUCGCCGUUCGCCGGUGACAAUGACAUCGAGACCCUCAAGAACGUCAAAGCAUGCGACUGGGACUUUGACGAGGAAGCAUUCCGCGACGUUUCCGAAGAGGCCAAAGACUUCAUUAGACGAUUACUUGUUAAAAACAAAGAGAAGAGAAUGACUGCUCACGAGUGCCUUAUGCACGCAUGGCUCACUGGAGAUUCCAGCAGAUAUACCAAAGAAAUUAACACAAGCAGAUAUAUCAACUUCAGGGACAAGAUCCGCGCAAAAUACGACGAUUGGAAGAAGUACGUGCUACCCAUUGGCCGGCUAGCUGAAUACUCGUCGCUGAGAAAGCUUCUGAUUGAGAGAUAUCAGAUCCAAGAUACAACCUUCGAUCGCAGACAAGCCGCUCCAAGAUUCGUCAUCAAGCCAACUAGCGCAUUUGCUUACGAAGGCCAGAGUGCUAAAUUUACGUGCCGCGUAAUUGCCUUGGCUCCAGCAACACUCACGUGGUACCGCAAUAAUCAAGAACUCAGACAGUCUGUUAAAUUUAUGAAACGGUACAUCGGUGACGACUACACUUUCGUCAUCAAUAGAGUGAAACUCGAAGACAGAGGAGAAUACAUCAUUCGCGCGGAGAAUCAUUAUGGUUAUCGCGAGGAAGUUGUGUUCUUGAACGUACAACCUCUGCCUAAGGACGUCGCGCCAUACAAGCCAGAGGCUUACCAACCGGUCAGACGACGAGAGCCACUGCCAUAUCACUUCUGGAUGGAAACCAAAGAAUCGGCACCUGACUUUACCUUCCUGCUGCGUCCUCGUGUCAUGCAAGCUCGCGACACUUGCAAGCUACUGUGCUGCUUGAGCGGCAAACCACCGCCAACGGUGCGCUGGUUCAAAAACAGCAAGGAACUGUCUAAACAUGAAUACACCAUGACACACUCGGACGGCGUCGUCACGAUGGAGAUCGUUGACUGUAAGCCUGAAGACAGUGGCAAAUACAAGUGCGUCGCUACCAAUUGCCACGGUACCGACGAGACAAGUUGCGUUGUCAUCGUCGAGGGCAGCGGCGAGACCGAGGAACAGGAACAGUUGGCCCAUGAUCUGUUACAUUCCGGAGAGCGCCGAUUUAUUGAGAAACCUCUGAAACCAGCACCAUACCAGCCAGUAACGACGACGAUCAUAAGGUCAACGCCAUUCAAACCAGGUCACACACCAGUCAGCGAAAUACCUAUUAGCGAACGAGAGUUACAUCGCAUCACGAUACCAGACCCAACUCCAGAACCAACCGUCGAGAAACCAAUUGAGAAACCAGUUAAACCUCUAACUCCAGAACCCGAGCCCGAGCCUGUGCUCGAGACCGCCAAAAAGGAAAAGAAAACUAAGGACAAGGAUAAGAAAGCAAUUAAGAAGUAUGGUACCAAAACAGAUGCUACUGGCAGUCCGUCCAGAUCGAGAAGCACAACGAAAGAACUUAUACCUGCACCAGACGACGCAACGAUGGGACCGCCGGUCUUUGUGCAGCAGCUCGACGCUGCGCUGACGAUCGACGAUGGCUCGCGACUAGAACUUUCAGUUGUAGUCGAAGGUGAUCCAGAGCCACAAAUCACUUGGCUGAAGAACGAGCAAAUCGUCACGUCGUCAGACGUCGUCGAUCUGAGGUACAGAGGUGGCAUUGCCAGUCUCACUAUUGUCGAGGUCUUUCCCGAAGACGAAGGCGAGUACGUGUGUACCGCCACCAACAGUAUUGGCACGGUAACCACCGCUUGCAAAUUGACCAUCAAACCGGUGGAAAAAGCACCAGCGCCAGCAGCAAAAGUCGAGGAGAAGGAUCACGCACCGCAAAUCGUAGACCACGUACAGAGCAAAGUGGUGACAGACGGCGAUGCGGUGACGUUAAGCUGCCGUAUUAUCGGGGCCAACAAAUUCGACGUUGUCUGGCUGCACAACAACAAAGAGAUCAAACCGAGCAAGGACUUCCAAUACUCGAGCGAAGCGAACAUACACAAACUCGUCAUUGCCGAGAUCUUCCCCGAGGAUUGCGGUACCUAUACAUGCGAGGCGUUCAAUGACGCAGGCGAAAGUUUCUCGUCUUGUACUCUCAACGUUCUCGUUCCGAACGAGGAACCAAAGAGCCCGGUGUUCAAGACAUUCCCGCAGUCGGCGACAGUAACCGAAGGAGAAGCCGUUAACGUUUCGUGCAAGUUCGAUGAUGCGCCUCUCAAAGUUACGUGGCAGAAAGAUGGCAAGCCAAUAGACGAAAAGAGUAGCAGAUACCGUUUCAGCAAGGAUGGCGACACGUCGUUCAGGUUUGGUGUCAAGUCGACGACGGCCGAGGACAUCGGCCAAUACACGGUUGAGGCGGUUGGCAAGAAGGGCCAGACGAACGCCGCAUUUUCAAUAAACGUCGUGCCGCCCAGCGACAGUGUCUAAACAAAUACUAUUUAUAAUAAUAUACGUUUUAAUGUUCUCUCACUCUCGAAUGUACGCGUGGUGCGCUCGUACAUGUUCUUUCUUCUCACUCUCUUUUUUUUACACGACAUCUCGCUCUACAAAGCAAAAAAGGACAUUUUUUUUGGCGCACAGUGUGAUUGGACGGCAGCCACGCACGAAUAUAUAAGUGUAUACGCGAUUUAUUUAUUUAUUAUUUUAUCUUUCUCUUUCUCUAUCUUUCUUUCUAUUUCUCUCUCUCUCUCUCUCUCUCUCUCGUAUUUCUUGUCUUUCUUCGUUAAUACUUCCUUUUUUCACGACGUUUUAUCGCUUCUAUUUUUUUUGUCUCUCACUCUCUCACUCUGGUGAUGUAUACUUACACGAAAUAUAGUUAUUAUAUAUAUGAUUUUAUCGUCGCGUUGGUGCGCCGUCAAUCGAUGAUAAGAAUGUGUUGAAUUAUGUAAUAAAAAUAAAUUUAAUGAAAAAAAUAAUACA